This is a messenger RNA of Penaeus indicus, 5331 nucleotides long. RefSeq lists its product as uncharacterized. The record is from RefSeq and is a predicted model, not a curated record. Lineage: Eukaryota; Metazoa; Arthropoda; Malacostraca; Decapoda; Penaeidae. The transcript is spliced from 2 exons. Bases 1 to 5331 code for a protein of 1776 amino acids.
AUGCUCGACGUGUUCCGAUUAUACUUGCAUUCGUUUUUCUUGGAGUUGUGGUGUUGCCUUCGAAACGUCUUGGCGGCAACGGCGACGGCGCCUACCGACGAAGAACUGAGUGUGACGAACUUUAAGAUUGUUUCCUUUGCAGUCUUUCUGUACGCCUCGUCUCUAAGAGAGUUACUGGUCAUAUAUUCGUCCUCAGAGCUCUUUUCCUCGUAUUAUCGAUGGGGGUACGGUCUCUUCGAUAUGACGUGUAAAAUAUCUUGCUUGGCUGCUAACCAUUUACAGUAUCUGGCUUCUCUACAAGCAUGUGACAGUAAUAAAAUUGAUAGUAGCAUUAGUACUAAUAGCAUACCAUCCAUACGCGCUAACGAAAUCAUCAUAGAGAACGUGUCCGACGUCGUAGGCAUGUUUCCCUUCUUCACUAACGACGAUUAUUUUGGAGACUCGCAGAUCAAGAACAAAGAAACGAUGUUGCAUCACAUCGCGGACGAUAACCCGAAUGCGGCGGUGAAGAACCCACUGAAAGAAAAGACACCCGAGAGCAUUUACAAAUUAUUCGCCUCGAAUAACGACGACGACACGAUUAGUGACGACGAGCGCAGGUUCAUCUCCGAUGCCCACUGUCAGUUCGUCACCGUGUGGAACGAAAAAACGUACGAUAGACAUGUAGAGGAGAACACGUUAUCGGAUAACGAUCCCGCUGUAAAGGAAAGGUCGCAUCAAAGACAUCGCCGUCUGUUCAAUUUCGACGUCGAGGGUAACACAGCGGAGAAAAUCGACAAUGAGCCGUGGAGGAAGCGGUACGAUGCUGUCAUGAGAGUUAGAUACAAUUGGGGGUGCGAUAUAGUAAAGAAUCUAAAAAAUAUCUUCAAGGGUCAAGAGGGAAUAUUAAACACCAGCUUUGAUGAGCCGAGCAAUAUCGUAAUAUAUAGAACUUCUACGAGUAUAGUCCCUUAUCGAUACGGUGACCUCCCUAUGGACGUGGUGCCAUAUCGCCACGAAGACACGGGUCACAUAACCGACGACUAUACUUUAGAAAGCAUAGACGGUAUUAAUACAUGGUCAAGAAGGGAUUACCUUAACGCGUUUAUCAAUACAGUACAAUAUAUCCUGCGUGCAAGGUUGAAAAAUAUAACAAUGUUCGAUAAGUUCGAAAACCGAGCGUUAGGACAAAUGGACAACAUUAUGAAGAAUCUAAGAAACACCGAAGAUAAACACCGGUUCGACACACUCGCGAAUACAACGCGAAACGUCUUUAAUACGAUACGCUCACACUUGAAGGCCGAUAGUGGUAACCACUCUACGACUCUCAAGUUGGACGAUAAUACCAUAGAUGAAAUAUUUCGUGCUUUUAUUAGAGAUAUUCGUCUCGUAGAGGAGGAUGAACGCAGUGCAAUACACGAAGCUUCGAAAACCUGCGAUUCAACGGCGGUGCGUUUAUCGUCAAUAGAAGAGCGAUCUGAUCCAACACCGAUGGACGAAAUAUCGCCGAUAGACGAACCGUCAACGGCGCUCGAUAAACAUUCGACGGUUCAUCACCAGCAGUCGUUGCAACAGCAGCAUCAAAACAGUACGACAAAAGAAAAUGCCUUCGAUAACGAAAUGGAAUCAAUAAAUAAGAUAGUGAAUUAUAUUAACACACAAGAUCGCCUAACGGACGAUACAAUGAGAGAGAUGCACGAAGCGGUAAACGUUGCGAGAGUAAAACACGAAGAGCUUAAUAUGGAGAUACAGACAAUAAGAGAAGAACAACAACGUUUCGUAACCGAUGUGAAAGACAAAUACGAGAGGGAAUACAACGAGACGGUACACGAUAUCGACACACACAUACGCGAUUAUACGACAGAACAGCACGCGAGCCAACUACGCGAUAGACUGAAUACAAUACAGAACCUUUAUCCGAGAAACAUCUCGACCAACAAUCCAUAUGCAGAUAUAAACCAAGAAGUUAAAGCAAUAACCUCGUUACGAGACAGACUCGAAGACGUAAUUCAAAUUAUAGAUACUGAAAAAAUAAACAUAAAAUCGUUAUCUAAUCAACUGAUUCAAGAACACAAAAGGCGAGUAGCACCCGAAUACAAGGAUCUUGAACAUCACAUGAACAACGGUAACGACCCAUAUGGCGAUACACUCAAGAAAAUCGCACACCGCAUACAUCAAAUAAACACGGCGAUAGCGGAGGCAGACAGCCACAAGACGAGUGUUGCGGAUGCGGUAGAACUAGUGUCUAACAUAAACGACAGCAUAAGAAGAGAAAAACAAUGCGAUAUAGCAGAUCUGAGAUCAAAGACCUCGACGGUCAAGAAGAAGAAACGUGAGGUAGAGCGCACCGUGACAUCAAUAGACCUAAAACUUAUCGAAGCAAAAAAAAAUUCAGAGGCGGUGGAAGAAUUGGUGCAGAGCGUCAUUAUAGAGAUGUCUAGUUUGAGAUCGCGUCUAGAAACAGCACGAGCGAUCACUGAGAGCGUAUUCACGAACGGUAGGAAAGAAGAGAUAAACAGAGUAAAGACAAAGAUCGAAACAAAAUACGGUGAGGCGAUAGAACUGUAUAACGAGGCAAUAAAAAAGUUGGAGAUAUUGGAUACAAAAAUAACGGAUUUGGAACAAGCGUCAUCGUCGAGAGUAAUAAAUACGAGACCAGAAGGGGUUGUGGAAGAAUCCCACCACCCAAACCACUCUCAUCAACAAGACCGACCUAUCCUAGAAGAGCGACACAUAACACAACAGCAACAUCAACCACAACAACGUCCAGAAUAUCAUGAUCACUUUCAUCAGCAGCAACAACCCACCCUAAAUUUACGAGAAGAACGCCAACCACACGUAUUACAACAGCAACAACAUCAACCUCAACACUGUCCAGAUCGCCACCGUCACCGACAGCAACAACAUCAACCUCAACCUAUCUCUAAUAAAGACUUGCAACAACAACAGCAAUAUACACAACAACAUACACAACAGCAGCAUGUGCCAGAACACACACACCGGCAACAACAAUGUGUAAAACAUCAGCAGCACCUACAGCCCCAGUACCAUCUGGCAGAAGAGACGGUACUACUACCACCAUCGUCGAAAGAAACAAAACCGAUAGGAGAAGAGGCCGCGGAGACAGAAACGGUUGCAGAGGAAAAAAAUGAAGGACGGUCACAGCAACAGGGAGAAACAUUAGACAUGGGGAGGAAUCUAGAGCAACAUACACAACAACAGCAUGUGCCAGAACACACACACCGGCAACAACAAUGUGUAAAACAUCAGCAGCACCUACAGCCCCAGUACCAUCUGGCAGAAGAGACGGUACUACUACCACCAUCGUCGAAAGAAACAAAACCGAUAGGAGAAGAGGCCGCGGAGACAGAAACGGUUGCAGAGGAAAAAAAUGAAGGACGGUCACAGCAACAGGGAGAAACAUUAGACAUGGGGAGGAUUCUAAAUUUGUGCAGUGAUAUCCAGAAAACGUACACGAGCAUGGAAGAAAUCGAUAAAGAAAAAAUAGAGACAUACGUAUCGAAUCUAAAUCUCAAACUCAGUAGAGAAAUAACCGACCUCGAUAAAGAGCUAAAAGAAACGAGUGAUCCGACUACCGUCCUGAGGCUAUACAGGACAUAUAGUAACAUGACAGGCGAAUUCGACCGAAACCAUAAAUCUCUAGACGCGCUAUUGUACGAGCCUAAGAAAUAUCGAGAGAUCCAAGGGAGAGCAAAUGACAACGACAUGUCUAAAAAAUUAAUAGACGAGAUGCAUUCCAGACACAUAGAGCGUUGCAAUGCUGCGAGAGCUAAAACUAUAAAGAUCGUGGAAGACGUCAUCGCCGAACAUAACAAUCAGAUUAACGACAGGUGUGAGAAUCGCUUACGCGAAGUAGGCGAUAGCAGUAAAGAUCCCACGAAACCGCCAGCUCGAGAUACACUGGCAUUUUAUGCAGACGUUACUAGAAUGUACGACGAAAGGAAGGAAGACCUCAAAAACAUAAAAGCGAAAUAUAUAUCCGAUCUGAACACUACACUCGAUGCUAAUAUAUCCUACCUCGACGAACGGUUAAAAACCGCGAACGACACGACUACUGUCCUGGGGCUACACGCAGAAUACGGUAAGAGGACAGACGAAUACGAUCUAGGCUAUAAAUCGCUAGACGUCCUGUUGUACGAGAACAGCGCGUAUAAAGAAAUCCAAAGGAGAGUGAGUAACAACGAAACAAAGACGGGACUAUUAGAUCAAACACAACUGGCUCACGUAAAGCACUGUGACGCUGUGAGAGCCGAAAUUAUAAAAAUUAGGAACGACACCAUUGCCAAACAUAAGGUAACGAUAGAUCGCAAAUGUAGUGAUCGCUUACGCGAAAUGAAUAGUAGCGAUACGUAUAGCUCUUCUAGUGGAGGAGAACCCAUGGAACAUGAAUCGUCAAAUAACCAUGCAAGUGGAGGAGAAGCAAUGGAACAAGAAUCGUCAAAUCGACCAGUGUUGUUGGCCGACACCGGCGGCAGCAACAAUAACAACAACAAUAAUAGCACGACCGAUCCUCAGACAGUAUUAGAUUUUGCUAGCAUGAUGACAAAUACUAUAAUCAAUAAUAGCAAUCAAGAGAUUCCCGACGAGUCAAAUGUCAACGUGAUACUGUACGAAAAUUCUCCCUCCCACCACGUCAAAGAAUUUGCGAAGUACGCUCCGAAAGAUACAAAGCGACACGAUCACCUCACCGUAGAGAGCGUUUCGGAGUAUGUAGAGCUCCUGUAUCGCAAGAAAAAAAUAAAAUACCUGCAUCCCUUACAUUUUACUACCCUGUUUUCCGAUUCGAAUGCGAUCUAUUCUUCUCUAGUGCAAGUGUCACCUAUGCGAGAAAGAGAAGCUAACGAAGCGGUGUGCAAGCUCAAAACUUCUCUGAUAUCAGACCAAGGCGAAUCUUCGUCAAUAUUAAACGACGAAGCGAUCGUAGACGAAGUCGCUGUAAAUCUCUAUCGCGCAUUGAGAAGAUGCUCUCUCGAUGCUCUCUUUGCGGAUCCCGGCGCGUAUUCGAUAAUCGGGAGCGUGUUGGUCGAGCGAAACGUGGACGCCGACAUUAGAAGCGACAGAAACUCGUCUCCUAAACUCUUGAAUUCGCUAAUAGCCAACUGCAUAUACUACGAUACGGAUACGGUAUCGACGAUCGCCGCCAUAAUAAACGACAUCUGCACAACGAUUCAAAACUACUCUAAAGUCAGAGAUAUUUUCGACAUCAUCGCGAUAGGCUCGAUAACGGCAGUCGAGAAACUGUGCUGUCGAUACCUCCACUCCGCCGAGCUCCGUCGACCUCGAUAUGGAGGACACGCAGAAUAUGCUACCAGCUCCCCUUCCUAUCCGUGA